Molecule: messenger RNA, 2475 nt
Organism: Pistacia vera
Lineage: Eukaryota; Viridiplantae; Streptophyta; Magnoliopsida; Sapindales; Anacardiaceae
Product: pentatricopeptide repeat-containing protein At1g12300, mitochondrial-like
Exons: 2
Coding region: 7-1590 (527 amino acids)
Molecular function (GO): protein binding
Source: RefSeq, a predicted model, not a curated record
UUUGCAAUGACCUUACUUCCGAAAAACACUCUUCAAUCUCCAUACAUGGCUUUGAGAUCCCCAUUUCGUUUAUCUUCAAUCUCUCAAAACUCAUCUCUUAAAGGGAACAUUUCAUCUUUGUUGGCUCACUUACACAACCUCACAACUUCAAGCUCCAAAAAUGAAGUUUUGUAUUCUUUCGAAAAACCCCUUGAACGAUCCUCACUUGCAAAAUUCCUCAAAGAAAAUUGUCGAUCGGGUAACUUUACUCUGAAUGAAGCAUUGAACUUUUUUUAUUACAUGAUUAAUUCGCAACCUAUUUCUCCAAUUUCAUCAUUCAACAUAUUGUUUGGUGCACUAGCUAAGAAGAAGUAUUAUUAUGAAAUGAUUUCGCUUUAUAAGUGUUUUAAUUCAACUGGGUUGUCUCCAGAUUUUAUUUCUUUGAAAAUUUUGAUUAAUUGCUUCUGUAAUAUUGAAAGGUCAUCGGAUAGUUUUGCGGUUUUUGGGGUGAUUUUGAAGAAGGGUUUUAGCCCAGAUGUGGUGACUUUUACUUGUUUGAUCAAAGGUCUGUGCGUAGAGAGAAAGAUUAUGGAGUCGAUGGAGUUGCUUAAGAAAAUGGUUACUGUUGGUUGUAGGCCUGAUGUGAUCACUUAUGGGACUUUGAUGGGUGGAUUGUGUCAAACUGGGAAUGUAAGUGUUGCCAUUAAGUUGCAUGAAGAAAUGGCUAAGGGAAAUGAAGAAUCUGGUGUUACUUGUAGGCCAAACGUGGUUACCUAUAGUAUUAUAAUCGAUGGUCUUUGUAAGGAUGGAUUAAUUAAGAAGGCUAGACAGUUAUUUUUGGAAAUGAAGAGCUCGGGAAUUAGUCCAAACAUAGUAACUUAUACUGUUCUAAUUCAUGGUUUUUGUCAUGUGGGUGAUUGGGAGAUUGUUAAAAGUUUAUUUAUAUCGAUGAUGGAUCAAGGUGUGCAGCCUUGUGUGGUGACAUUUACUGUGGUCAUAGAUUUUCUUUGCAAGGAAGGGAAACUGGACGAAGUAAAUAGGUUGUUGCAACUUAUGGUUCAACAAGGUGUGGAACCUGACGCUUAUAUUUAUAGCAUUUUAAUGAAUGGUUAUUGCUUAGCAGGUAGAAUUGGUUAUGCAAGAGAGUUGUUGAAUUCUAUAACUAGAGAGGGGUAUAGAGCUAAUGUUGUAUGGUACAGUACUUUAAUCAAUUGGUAUUGCAAGAACAAAAUGGUCAACAAAGCUCUUAGUCUUUAUCAAAAGAUGAUUUCAGAAGGGAUUAGGCCUGAUGUGAUUUUAUAUACCACCUUGAUCAAUGGGCUCUGUAACAGUGGAGAACUAGAAAAGGCAAAUGAGUUGUUGUCAUAUAUGGAGGAAAAAGGUUGUGCUCCAAAUGUAGUCACAUUUGGUACGCUCAUGUUUGGUUUCCUAAAAAAUGAUGAGAUGCCAAAAGUUGUUGAACUCCUUCAUAAAAUGGCAGAGAGAAAUGUGAAGCCGACUGAAUUUAUAAUGUCCUUAGUCAUGCAGUUACUUAUGAAGGCCGAAAAUUAUCGUGAAUGUUUGAACCAGCUUCCUCAAUUUGGUCCAAAAGAGAAAUUGAAGUUUACUUGAUACAACUUUACUGAGUAUUAAACUUUUUUCAGAUCAGAAUCCUGCAAAAGUUCAUCCAGCUGCCCAAAUGCUCUAUGUUAAUUACGGUAAGAAGAAGGUUCAGUUAACACUUUCAUCUGUUCAAAUUUGAUAGGGAUGGUGAUGGGGAUGAUUGAAAAUGAUGGCUUCCUUGAUUAGACAUACGAUAUGUGAUCUAUUUCUGUUUUAAUUGCAUAUAGUGGAGGUGGCAGCAUCGUAGGCUGCAUCAGCAUUUGCAUGUGAAAUAGGUCUUAAGGGUUUGAGGAUUAUUUCUGGUGCAAACUUCUGUAAGAAAAAGUUGUAUAUAAGAAAUUGGGGAAUGGUUCUGACUUCAACUACGAAAAUAAUGGUAGCCGCUCAAGUUCAUCUGUUCAAGCUGAUCGGUUUCCUGGACGAUGGUAUGUCUCUAAUGUAGCUAUGCACGAUCAGGCACUCUUUCAACGAUAGCUGAUGAAGACAAAGCAAGAAGAGCAUUGGAGAAGGUUCUUAACUAUAAUUUCUUAAAGAUUAUGGAUGCAUGGCAGGGGCCGCUCAAUCAGGUCUACCUGUUGGAACAGUUGACAUGACAAUAUUGCAGUUGAGAGAAAUAUGGUCUGGUGUUACAUAUGCAGUUCCUGUAGCGGACUCUUUGAAGCAGCAUGGUGUGAAAAUGCCAUUGAAAUCUGUGAAGCAGCAUGGUGUGAAAAUGGACUCGGGUAAGAUCCCCCUAAGGUUAUCAAACGGUGUAAUCUUAUAACUUAGUUAAUAAGCUGUUAAGUUAGCUAUGAGUCUCUGUUUUUUACAUCUAAAUCUGUCUCAAAUCUGUAUAGACUUCAUUGCAGCAUCUGUUUUGUGGAUUUACCGUUUAAUGAUUUUCUAUUAGAUUCU